GGUGGAAGAAGAAGAAUUUUGAACGGCUCUUGGAAAAUCUGUUACAAAUCUGUGAAAAUUGUUGUUUUCACAGAAAUCUAUGUAUUUACCGGUUGGUCAUGACAUCGGUGAAGAGUGUGUGCGAAAAUAUGCCGUUUCGACCAUCAACAAAGUAUGAAGAAUUGAACGAAAUUGGAACCGGUGCAUAUGGAACCGUGUACAAAGCCAUUGACAAACAGAACCCGGGCCUGGUGGUGGCCCUCAAGAAAGUCCGCGUGAAACUCACGGACGAUGGCGUGCCCAUGUCCACCCUCAGGGAGAUCGCCCUCCUGAAGCAGCUGGAAUCGCAUUCUCACCCAAAUAUUGUCAAGCUGAUUGACGUGUGCCAUGGCCAGAGAUUGGAGCGAGAGCAGCAGCUGGUGCUGUACCUGGUGUUCGAGCACUUGGAGCAGGAUCUGGCGGGAUACAUUCAGCGACUGCCCGCCACUGGAAUGACUCCACACACGCUCCAGAGACUCUCGCUGGAACUGCUGACCGGCGUGGACUUUCUGCACUCGCACCGCAUCAUCCACAGAGAUCUGAAGCCUCAGAAUCUGCUCGUGUCGUCGUCAGGGCACCUCAAACUCGCGGACUUCGGUCUGGCCAAGACGUAUGACUUCGAGAUGAAGCUCACGUCGGUGGUCGUCACGCUGUGGUAUCGCGCUCCGGAGGUGCUCCUCAACCAGCCAUACAGCAGCGCUCUGGACAUCUGGAGCGCCGCCUGCAUCAUCGCUGAGAUGUUCUCCAGGGAGCCUCUUUUCCCGGGCGCUUCAGAGAAGAAUCAACUGGACAGAAUAUUCGAUUUGACCGGACGACCCAGCGCCAAUGCCUGGCCGGCGGGAAUUUCCAUCACGCGCGAGAGUUUCGCCAACCGCUCCUCGAAGCAACCGCGCGAUCUCUGCCCGUAUCUGUGUGAAUACUCCAACGAUCUUCUCGCGCAAAUGUUGGCAUUCGAUCCCAGAAGUCGUCCUUCCGCCGCAGAAUGCCUUCAUCACACUUACUUCAAGCAGGAACCGCUCUAACAUCCAUCCCGGCGCAGUUUCUUAAGUCUUAUGAUGUUUUAACGGAUCCAGAUCUCGGCAUUUUUAUCCAGUAAUAUUCACGCUAGAACGGGGAAAUUGUAGUUCGGACGUAGCGAUUAAGGAUAGUUUGUUUGUCACUGCGUGGAGAAACACCAAAAUUUUGUGAUAAAGAUUCGGUUUUCUAAGCAAAAUUUCAUUUUCGUCACUUUAGAAUUGCGCAGUGGUUUUAGUUCACUAAGUUAGCUGUUAAUUUUCGUGUAGGUUGUUAAGUAAGAGUGUUGUGGAGUCCCGCAGAAGAGCGGGAGACACGCGAAAGAACUGAUUUUUGAAAGAGGGGUUUCUUGAGAGGUCGUAAAAUGUAUAUCAAGCCAUCAAUCUUUACAAAGCGUCAAUUGUAGGUUUAGAUUAAGCAAGAGAAAGAGCAGAUGAAAAUGUAGUUCACCAAUGAAAAGGGGCCACUAAGACCCUCACUAGAUUAUUAGGAUUUACCAGUAGAAAGAAAGAGCGGACAUAGAAGAGAGAGAAGCAAUCAUUUCAUGAAGAAAAAACUCACUCGACCAUCGAAAUUCUGCAGAGGUUGUUUUUAACACGGAAAUUAUAUCCUUGAAUGUGAUUGCAGUAUUUGGCAUUAUGACAAAAUUUAUACACAAUGAAUAUUUUUUGGCGAUUUUGUAGUUAAAAUUAUAUUUUUGGAAAAAUAAAAGACAUUCCUACGUGGAAUUUCUCUGAAGAUAUCUGAGAGGAUAUCUUUAGAGAUGU
This is a messenger RNA of Phlebotomus argentipes, 1799 nucleotides long. RefSeq names its product cyclin-dependent kinase 6 (gene Cdk4). Gene Ontology annotation, molecular function: ATP binding; cyclin-dependent protein serine/threonine kinase activity; cyclin binding. NCBI's taxonomy places the organism in Eukaryota, Metazoa, Arthropoda, Insecta, Diptera, Psychodidae. Gene Ontology annotation, cellular component: cyclin-dependent protein kinase holoenzyme complex; nucleus; cytoplasm. The record is from RefSeq and is a predicted model, not a curated record. Gene Ontology annotation, biological process: signal transduction; protein phosphorylation; regulation of gene expression. The transcript is spliced from 6 exons. The coding region runs from base 99 to 1040 and encodes 313 amino acids.